GACAGUUUGAUAUUUAAAUGAACAACCAAUGAGCGUCGAGAUAAUUUCUGAUUGGUUAAAAGGUUUGUUUACAUCUGAAAUUGUCAACAAGUUCGAAAACACUUGAUCGUUUUCCUCAUUUUUCAUCGAUUUUUCCCGUAAUUUUAUCAUGAGCUGCGUUUUGGACGUCUCAGCGCUGUACCAUUUACGUGUAAAAAUCCCCAAAUAUCAAGCGGAGCCCGUCGUGAAGCCAAAUUCAGUUGAAAAUCCAUCAAUUCGUCGCUUUCAAUGUUGUGAAAAGCUAUUUUCGGACCUCUCAAGUUUGUGUUUGCAUCAAAUGAGUCACGAAAAGGAGAAAACUCCCUUUGAAAAGUUCCUCGAGAACGAAAAUAAGCGCGAAGGACGACAAAAAUCCAAGUUGGAAUGCAAUUUUUGCGGAAAAUUGCUGAGUUGCGAGGCGGCGAGAAAAGUUCAUGAGCGAACGCAGCACAAGGAAGGCGGUCACACAUGCAAAUAUUGCGGAAAAUUCUUCGGGAUCAAAGUUAAUGGCUUGACACAUGAGAAAAGGAUGCAUCGGAUGGAAGAAAGUCUCAUCACGCCCUUUAAAUGUGAGAUUUGCGAACAAGGAUUUACCAAAGAAUUUAACUUCGAUCAACACAUGAAGAGACACAAAAACGGCGAAAUUGACGACUUGAAUUCCGAGCAAACGUGCGAAACGUGUCAAAAAAGCUACAAAUCCAAGCGAGACUUGAACCGACACAUUCGCCGGAUGCACCAAUCGAGUCUCUGGACCUCAUAUACGUGUCAAUAUUGCGGCAAAUUCUUCUCCCGUAAGGCAGAUGGACAAGUUCACGAACGAAAAGUGCAUCGACAACUCGUCGAAAGUUCAAAAGAAUUCAAAUGUCAGUUCUGCAUUCGUGGCUUCGAUACCGAAAAAUAUCUCCAAUUGCACGAGGACAACCACAAAAACGGAGAAUUGACGUGCAAAACAUGCGGCAAGGAAUUUUAUUAUCAAGCUCAGUGCAAAACGCAUGAAAAUUAUUGCGGCGAAGAAGAAGAAAAAUACAUUUGUCACUAUUGCAGCAAAGAAUUUGCCCGAAAAGGUGCCUUGUUACCGCAUUUUGCGAGUCAUUUUGAUAUUUUUAAAUUUUCUUGUGAGCAGUGUGGGAAAUCUUUCAAGCGGAAAGAAGCUCUAAAAAGACAUCUUGUGGCAUUACAUUCGGAAAUUAAGAAGACCCAAACGAUACAAUGUGAGAUUUGUGCGAAAAUUUUGUCAAGCACGGCGGCGUUGAAGAGACAUAUGAAGCAAACUCACGAUGCGGGAACGAAAAUCGUGAGCGACGAAUAUGAACAGGUCGAAAUUUUGCAUGAAAAUGAGGAGAAACGGGAAUUUUUUGUGGUAGAAGAGCAAGAUGUCGCACAGACAAUCGAAGUUUAUUCAUUCAUGAUCUAUUAAUGAAAAUCAAAACCAAAGACUUAUUUUUUAACGAUUAUUACCCAGAAAAGUUUAUUUCAAUUUUAACCUUACUUAAUGAUUAUUUUUACUUAAUAUUUUUUUUUCAAUAUCACGCUACGCUAAUAAUUCGUUAGGUAUUAUUGUAAUUUCCUUUACUUCUUAUCGUUAAAUAUAUUUUACUUGCAUUUUUAUAUAUUUUUUGUAUUUUUGAAGAAACAAAAGAAGAAGCGUGAUCGAAUUUUCUGUCUUAAAAGUUGUAAAGAUGUAAAGGAAGUCGUCUAAAAUGUCGUUAAAAUGGCGCUACAAAAAUUCUAUCAAAAAUGACUCAAACACUCAUCCGUCAAAUAUGUUUUUUUUUUGUGUAAUUUUU
Molecule: messenger RNA, 1805 nt
Organism: Culicoides brevitarsis
Lineage: Eukaryota; Metazoa; Arthropoda; Insecta; Diptera; Ceratopogonidae
Product: zinc finger protein 501-like
Exons: 3
Coding region: 149-1435 (428 amino acids)
Source: RefSeq, a predicted model, not a curated record